UCGGAAACCUUCAAUUAAAACAUCACUUCGUCUUAGGACUUCUAGGUGGCAUCUGUAAUUCGAGAUUCAGACAGAAAAAAAAAUUGCUAACUUUGCGUGUUUCCAUUCAAAUUUCGACCUAGUUUGGCGCUUCCAUCUCACACCCACUUCGUGAAUUAUUUCAAUUAACUGCGUGAUGUAGUUUACUUGUUCUGAUAAACGUUUCCACAUAAAGAAGACAAAAUGCAUCAUAAUCUAUCAAUCCUGCUCAUAGUGCUAUUAUGUGUCCAAAUGAUAAUAACAGAUGACAUAAUGGAGGGAUGCGAUUACGAUAAUAUCCAAAGGAUGUAUUAUUGUAAUGAAAUAACUCACACAUUUCCAAACCAGUUUUACGGAGACUAUCACUUGAGAUGUGUUGGAUGUAACAUCUCGAAAUUCACAGAAAAUACGUUUCCUUACACGAACAGCUUGGAGUCCUUCAAUGUUAGCUACAGCGGCAUCCGGGGAAUUCAAAGAAGGGCAUUCUCGAAGUUCACCUCAACUCAGUUCAUUUAUCUGGACCAUAAUGAUAUCAGAGACAUAAGCGAAAAUGCUUUCGCAGGUGCGAAGCAACUCUAUGAGCUCCACUUGGAGCACAACCAUUUGAAAAGAUUGAAACCAAGAUUUCUCAACGAGUUAGGAUCGAAUUCAAUAGAUCUCAGUCACAAUCAACUGGUAGAGAUUGGAAGUGGAGUUUUUGAGGGAGUGAUCGGAGUAUUGCAUAUAGAUUUAUCCUCCAAUAAAAUCUCAGAACUUACUGAGAAUGCAUUUGUAGGCUUGGAAUCCCUAGAAAUAUUGAGCUUGAAGGAUAACAAAAUUUGCCAUAUACCACUGGGAGUCUUGGGGAGGCUUCCUGCCUUGAAAACCCUGAAUCUAUCGCAUAAUAAGCUGGUGGAGUUUUCUAUCGGUACUUUUUCAGGACUGAGAUCUCUCAAUGAACUGAAUAUAGCAAACAAUAGCCUUCAGUACUUCGAUGGAGAAUUUUUACUGACGUUACCAAAUAUACACUGGCUAGAUGUGAGUGACAAUGGUAUUUUUUAUUUCGACGGAUAUGAGAUUGUCGAGAAUGCCCCUUCUUUGAGGCAAAUGAAAAUGGACCACAAUAUUAUCUCUUGCUCGUCCCUGAAAAACCUUGUGAAGUACCUGAGAAGAGGAAACAUCGAAAUAGUGAGUGAUAGUGGCAGCUACGACGUACCAAACAUCCUUGGAAUUGCUUGCAGUCAGAAUGAAAUAACUAACGUAUCUUAUAAGAAAUUCUACGCUUUAGUUCAAGAUGAGGCAAAGAACCUGAAACAGAUUUGCUAAUGGUUAAGGACUAUAUUAUUUUAUUGGAUGGAAGUUUUAUAUUACAGAUUUCUUAGUUUUAUCUAUGUAUAUUAUGACUAGUUGUCAAUUAAUAAUGGUUUUACUAUCAAGGAUGCAUAUUAUUCAGUAGAUUAUUUUUAGAAUGCCUAACAAUAAUAUUUUAAGAUGAUUUUUCACAGGUUUCUAGGUCCACGAUUUAUUCACAAAACCAUUGUUUGGAAAAAAAGCCAACUAGUUUCAACUUUAUUUCAAAGUCUUCAUGAGGGCUCUGAAAUGAAACAACAUGAACUAAAUACAACAAUUUCAGAUGUUCGAAACGACAACAUUAAAAAAUCAGAACUCUAUUCAACAAAAAAUACAUAAACAUACAAAUACAUAAGUGAGCCAAAACAUCUAGAUUAUAGUCCGCAUACUGUAAAGUAAAGAAAUUAUAUAAG
This is a messenger RNA of Coccinella septempunctata (seven-spotted ladybird), 1760 nucleotides long. Its product is annotated as insulin-like growth factor-binding protein complex acid labile subunit. The coding region runs from base 223 to 1323 and encodes 366 amino acids. The record is from RefSeq and is a predicted model, not a curated record. Gene Ontology annotation, molecular function: protein binding. Gene Ontology annotation, cellular component: plasma membrane. Lineage: Eukaryota; Metazoa; Arthropoda; Insecta; Coleoptera; Coccinellidae. The transcript is spliced from 3 exons.